AUGGCGACUGAGGAUCCGCUAGAUUUUGCACAUGCCGCCAUAGUCCAGGUCGCUAACAUCGCGUCUUCACUGGGCGGUGAGUCCAAGCGACCAGUGUGCGGCCGUCUUGGGGCUGAACUCUUCCUAGUUGCCGACUAUAUCGAUACGGCUGGCCUAGACCAAGAGAAGCGAGUGCGGUUGCGAAUACCCAAGCUUUUGAGAGAUGUGGAGGCCAUAUGCAAUGCUCGGACGAAGAUCCGCCGUGGCCUUGGCCAGCUCACGACACAUUCUCGCGAUGCGGAGGAGGUCAUUGCUCACAUCCAAAAAUUUACCAAGUGUGAUCGCAAGUCAUCUAAACGCGAUGAGAGCGAUACUAUCACGUCCACAAAAAGAUUCACUAGACCAGAGCGCUCAAGACAUGCCAACGAGCUAUUUUAUCUGACUCUACGUGAGCAAAUGUGCUGCACCUGCCAGAGCAAUGGAAUGAGAGAACAUAUGGAGAGCAAACAUCUGGUGCGGCUCUUGCUACAGCCACCCGCUCAACAAGCGACUAGUAACAGCUUGGUCCAAUUUGACAUGCUCUUCUCGUCUACACCAUUCUGGAACGAGUCACAGCUCAGCUACUGGCAGGAUGUGGAGCUGCUCGUGCCAAGCAAUAACCACACCAGCAACAAAAAACGCCCCCGGUUUGCCGAUACAGACGGUCAAUAUACACAUGCCAAUAUUAUGGCUGCAAAACAAAUGCGACAAGUCGGUCAAGGUCUGUUUUGUAGCCUCAUUGGCCAGGGAGCGAACUGGCGCAUUUGCCUCUCGAUUCAAGAGGGGGGACUUCAACAUUGCUUUGAGCCCCUCAAGCAGAGAGUCGAUCACGUCCCUGGCAUAUCUUUGGCCAAAAUUCUCCGCAGCUACCAUCUGACGGCACGGAUGAAGGUUGUACUAGCCUACAUAAUAGCCUACUCUGUCUGGCAGUACUACGAUUCAGACUGGAUGAAGACAAAAUGGACAAGCGAGACCAUUCAGUUUAUGAGGGAAAGUAAUACCUCUGCGGAUCAGGGCAAGCUUUUUACCUGGAAGCCUUACCUAUCGAUACAUCUCAACGACGAAGAUUCCCAGUGCUACGAAUACAGCAAGAUUGCUGGAAUGGUUCAUGACUACCCCAGAAUCAGAGCACUUGGUAUUAUGCUGGUCGAGAUAGGUACUGGGUUUCCGCUUCACAAGGAUGAGCAGCAGGCGCAGCCCUCGGCUGCCAAAGUGAAUAACGAAUUAUUCACAGCCAUCAGCUACACACAGGACGAGAAGCGCUGGAGGGAUUUUGACUACCCCGACUAUAUGAGUGCAGCUCGUCACUAUCUGGCGCCCGACACAUUUGAUCAGGUACCAUACGUCGAAGAAUCAUCUGCCUGUGAGUGGAGGCAAGGCAUCAAGCAGCGGAGAAACAUUUUGUACGACAAAGUUGUGUUUCCACUCGAGGAUCUGCUACAGGGCACGAAAUGGAUGGAGGAUUAUACAAACAUCGCCCCCCUGGAUAUGCCUUCCAAAGCAACGACAAUGCAGGAAACCCCUGUAGCACCGGAGGGGUUUGAGCAAGACAAGAUGCCAAAGCCCAAGAAGAAGCGCAGUAAAAGCGAGAAAGACGCUAGCAAAUGGCUCUCACGUCUGAGAGGUUUCAAUAUGGAGCUGGCUCAGGUUGCACGAAGAGUUGGAUUAAACGAUGUAUCGCGACGCGUACGUAUCGCGAUUCUGGACACUGGAUACGACGAUAAUGCUCCCAUCUUCUUUUCUUCCGGUGUUGAGGGGCGGCUUAAAGGCUGGAAAGACUGGGUUGAUGGGUCUGGUCAACCCGAGGAUUGUCAUGGACAUGGCACGCAUUUGGUGGCUCUUGUCUUGAAGUGCGCGCCCGAAGCCGAUAUCUAUGUAGCACGCAUUGCCAAAAGUCCCAUUGAACUCUUGGAUUCCAGCGAGAAUGUGGCAAAGGCGAUUUCUUGGGCAAGUCGAGAAUGGGAAGCCGACAUCAUUUCCAUGUCGUUCGGCUUUGCAGACGAGCAGCCAUGCAUCAGUGGCGCCAUUCGCGAAGCCCAAUACGAACGCAAAGAUGCCAUCCUUUUCUUUGCAGCAGCGUCCAAUUACGGGGCCAAUGACCGAGAAAUGUUCCCUGCCAGACACGACUCUGUCAUCUCGAUCCGAGGGACAAAUGCAAAUGGGGACUUUGAAGAUUUCAACCCCCCUAAACACGAAGAUGAAUCCGCAGUGUUCGGCACUCUUGGCUUGGAUGUCCCCUCUGCAUGGUCUAACUCUGAUGAUGAAGUGUAUAAGUCUGGAACAUCCAUUGCUACAGCCAUAGCGGCCGGCAUAGCAGGAUGUCUCCUGGGAUACAUCAGCUCUCACCCUCCCGAGAGGCCGUUCUAUAAUGCCAAGUAUCGAGCGUGGACACGCCAGGGAAUGCAUGCAAUCUUCAGGGUCUUGUCAUCCAACACGCUUAAGGCAGGAUAUUUGUACUUGACGGUAUGGGACUUGAUAGGCAAGGCGGAGGAUGUUCGGUGGGCUAAACUAGGAGGCGCAUUGUCUGAGCUUUGA
Penicillium canariense is the source of this 2553-nucleotide messenger RNA. RefSeq names its product subtilisin-like protein. Gene Ontology annotation, biological process: proteolysis. The record is from RefSeq and is a predicted model, not a curated record. Bases 1 to 2553 code for a protein of 850 amino acids. Gene Ontology annotation, molecular function: serine-type endopeptidase activity. Lineage: Eukaryota; Fungi; Ascomycota; Eurotiomycetes; Eurotiales; Aspergillaceae. The transcript is spliced from 3 exons.